AUGAGCGAAGAAAAGAAUGAUGCUUUAGUAGGUGAAGUUAAUACAGAUAAUGCAGAUAAUCAAGUUUGGUUAAUUAAAGUACCAAAGUUUUUAUCAGAAAGUUGGCAAAAGAUUGGUCAAGGUGAAAUUGGUCAAAUUCAUAUAAAAGGUGGUGACAAUUAUAGAUAUAAAUAUAUAAAAAUAUCAUUAUCAUAUGGACCAGAUGUUGGACAAGAAUUUCAAUUAAUUACAACAGCAAAUACAUUAGAUAAUCAACCAUUAAAAAUAUUUUCAGAGGAUAAAGAUGGUGCAUUAGCAUUGGAAGGUAAUAUAGGGUUAAGAUGUGAUAUAAAGAUUGAUGUUGAAUCACCACAAUAUAGAGAUCUAAUGAAAUCAAGACAUACUAAAUAUAAUACUAAAACUAGAAUGACUCAAGUCAUUGAUGAAUCCGAACUAUUCACUCCAACACUUUUCGAUGCAAAUAAAGUUAAAGUUAGUACUGUUGGUAUUACUCAAAAAAAGAAAUCUACAGACAAAAAAGAAAAAUUACCAGAAGAUGAAGUUCUUGAUCUUAUCUUCAGUGCAUUUAGAGCAGAGAAACAUUUAGAUCUUAAAACAUUGGAAUCAUUUACAGAACAACCAAAGAAUCAUUUAAAGACAAUUUUAGAGAAAGUUUGUAUCUUAAACAAAAGAGGACCUUACCAUCAUUUAUAUGAAUUAAAACCAGAGUUUAGAGAUAAAGAUAAUUCAAAAGAUGAAAAGAAAUAA
Molecule: messenger RNA, 747 nt
Organism: Dictyostelium discoideum AX4
Lineage: Eukaryota; Evosea; Eumycetozoa; Dictyosteliales; Dictyosteliaceae
Gene: gtf2f2
Product: TFIIF subunit
Exons: 4
Coding region: 1-747 (248 amino acids)
Biological process (GO): transcription initiation at RNA polymerase II promoter; transcription by RNA polymerase II
Cellular component (GO): nucleus; transcription factor TFIIF complex
Source: RefSeq, a predicted model, not a curated record